Scleropages formosus (Asian bonytongue) is the source of this 1201-nucleotide messenger RNA. RefSeq names its product hemoglobin cathodic subunit beta-like. The record is from RefSeq and is a predicted model, not a curated record. Gene Ontology annotation, cellular component: blood microparticle; haptoglobin-hemoglobin complex; hemoglobin complex. Gene Ontology annotation, biological process: oxygen transport; hydrogen peroxide catabolic process. Lineage: Eukaryota; Metazoa; Chordata; Actinopteri; Osteoglossiformes; Osteoglossidae. The transcript has 4 exons. Gene Ontology annotation, molecular function: haptoglobin binding; organic acid binding; oxygen carrier activity. The coding region runs from base 107 to 553 and encodes 148 amino acids.
GAUCAGACCGACGAGGUCUGUUAGAGCCCGAGUGGCAUUGGCUGCCCGACUCUCUCUCUCUCUCUCUCACACACACACACACACACACACACACUGUGCGGGCAGUAUGGUCGUAGACUGGACAGAAGCGGAGCGCCGCGCCGUCACAUAUGUGUGGGAGAAAAUCGAUAUUGACGUAAUCGGGCCUCAGGCUGUCGCCAGCGUCCUGAUCGUGUACCCCUGGACUCAGCGUUAUUUCGGUGCCUUUGGCAAUAUUUCCAGUGUAUCAGCUAUCCUGAGUAACCCCAAGGUGGCUGCUCAUGGAAAAGUUGUGUUGAACGCUUUGGGCUUAGCCGUGAAGAACAUGGACAACAUAAAGGCGACUUAUGCAAAACUGAGCGAGUUCCACUCAGAAAAAGUUAAUGUUGAUCCCGAUAAUUUCAGGCUCCUGGCCGACUGCAUCACCAUUGUCAUUGCAACCAAAUUAGGUUCUGAUUUCCCACCCGAUGUCCAGGCUGCAUGGCAUAAGUUUCUGGAUAUUGUUGUCUCUGCGCUGAGUAGGGAAUACCACUGAAAUGCACCUUUGCAAGCUGACACUUCCACCAGAAGCUGUGGAAAAAGGCUCCACGUCACAUCAGUACCAGUCCCAGUUUCAGGAGCAUGCGAUGCUUUUUGAAGCUGAAUUUCUUCCCGUGACAUCUUGGGACCGUUGAGGCUACUCUGUAUUGCCUCUCGAUGUCUUUCUCUGUGCUGUUGCUUCUGGAUUCACUUUGUAAUGCACUGAAUUUGCUGCAUUCAGAUUUUGUCUGUAGCUCUUGCUCAUAGGCUCAUUUUGUGUAAACUGUGCUACUGUACUUCAUUUUAUUAAUGUCAAAGUGUGAUUGCUGUCUUGUGCUCUUGAGAGUGCUAGUGAGCUGUAAAAUGUGGACUUUCUCCAUCACCUUGGACAAAUGCGUGUACAAAAUAAAUAGACUUAGAUGUUUUCUUUUACUGUUCCCUUAACAAAUACCCAGAAUCAGAAGUUCUUCUAACAAUAUUACAUUUGCAAAAAGCGUGUAAUUUGUUUAUCAUUCAUUAGCCAUUAAAGUGGAUGAAAUUAAAUCCCAUGCAUUUCGUUGCUGCUGUAUGAACACUCAGGGGCUUGUCAUUUUUAUACUUCGUUCUCUUUUUUUGAUAAUAAAUUCUGAUGUGCUGCCCCUUAAUUACAGACCACAUGGAUGUG